This is a messenger RNA of Delphinapterus leucas (beluga whale), 10875 nucleotides long. Lineage: Eukaryota; Metazoa; Chordata; Mammalia; Artiodactyla; Monodontidae. The record is from RefSeq and is a predicted model, not a curated record.
AAAUAAAUUAUUAACAGUGGGUUGUGCCUUUUCCCAGGUUGUAAAAAGAUGACUGGUUAGAGUCCCAAUGCUCUCCUUGUCAGGAGAGGACAUGUAGAGGAGAAUGUCAUCUCAGGCCACUGUCCUGGAAGACACAUAACAAAGAUGCGGCAGGCUCCAGCCGGGAGUGGGAGUGGGGUGACAGACGGCAGGAAGGCCACCGGUGAGAGACUUUCCGCUCUCUUUGUCAGCACGGUGUACUUCUAAGAACUUCUGAAUGACCCAGGAAUCUGCCCUGAACCAUAUAGUUGUUCCUGCCUCGUGCCGUCUUAUAUUCUAACCAGAAUGAGGUUUAAGUCUUUGAAAAUAGGAAAUAAGAUUUGAUGAUGCUCAGAUUCAACCUGCCCUGGAAGAGUGAUACCUGAGUGCUUCCUAAAGAACUCUUCUAUUCAUGGAGGCGAACGCUAAGGAUGCUUUCCACAUGAACCUUGAGGACAGGUUGAUUGUGAUUGGAGCGGAAGGACUGAAAUGAUUGAGGUAUUGAGCGCCAGACCUGCACCAUCGAGCACACUAGCCACUGGCUUCAAGUGGUAAUUUUAAUGUAAAUUCAUUGAAAUUAUAUAAUAUUAAAAAUUCAAGUCCUCGGUUACACUGGCCACAUUUCAAAUGUUUGACAGUCACAUAUGGUUAUGGUUGCCGUAUUGGACAGAGAAGACAUAGACCAUUUCCAUCACCGUAGGGAGUUCUGUUGUGUGGAACUCCUCUUGACUUUGCUGGUACUGCCAAUGCAGAGUUCUGGGAAGCAGAGGGAGCCUGAAAUUACCUCUGUGUAGGGAAGGACAGAGAGGAGUAGGAGAGAGAACAGAAUUCGAAAGAGAAAGCAAAAGGGCACCAAAGGCAAACUUUGUGUGCUUUUCCCAGACUCCAGCCCUGAGCAAACAUGAAGCCACCCCACCACAAAGCUCUUGGUGUUGACACCUGCAAAUAAAGGAGCAGUUGGCAUUGGCUUUGGGCCCCAUUUCCUCCAUUGUAUGGCCCCUGGGAUCUGCGGCUCCUUGUGGAGCAAAUGACCCUGUCCUGAUUCUGGAGCCAAGAGGGACACAGGGGUCACUGGGCUCCCAGCCAAAGGGAUAUCAUCACCAUGGCGGCACAUGGCAGCUCCUCAGUAACCAAGAGUCCUAAAGCAAGGAUACUUGGGAGUUCCUAAAUCAAGAGACAUUCAGGGAGAAAGGAGAACCUUCUCCAUCUGGAAUUAGACCUCCACUCAAAGAGUCAGAGAGACGUGGAGGAUCUGGGAGCAUUCACCUCUUACUGACCACUGGUUCACACUCACGUAGAACUUGCAGUCCCGUGGAGCAUUUUCAUAACAUUAAUUCAUCUCAUCCUCACAAUAGUUGGCUGAGGAAAGCAAGACAGAUGUGACCCGCUCGACAGUUUCUAUUAAAAGAAAUUCAUCUCAGAAAGAGGAAGAGAUGGGCCCAAAUCGAUCUGACUGAGAAAUGGCAGAACCAGCUCUAGAAACCACUGUCCAAUUCUUUCUGCAGCUUGCGUCGCCUCUCAGGUGAAUGAGGGUUAUUUUGUACCUGUCCAGAUCCCUAAGUGUACCAGCCCCAAAGUGUGUGACCUCCACCUGGAUCAUACCGCAACCUCAGUUCACAUCCAGCCCCAAGGCCUGACCAUCUCGUGGACUCUUCAUUACCAAAUAACACUUGCGAACGGCCAAGCAAAGGACUAGACUGAGAACAAGGAUAUGACUUUUCCUGGAAGACCCCCCUCCCAGACAAACAUUAAUGGUAAAGAGGAAAUGGAGCGCAUGACAGCCUGGGCACCAGAGCUGCCAAGUCUGUUCUCCUGUGCCCAAGACGCAGGAAGAUACAGUUUUCCUGGCUCCCAAAACUCUGAGUCUGCAGUGGGAGACCCUGGAACAUGCGGGUGGCUUUUGUUUGCUAGAAAAGUAUCCAGAAAACUGAAUCAGAUUCGUCCAUUUAUAGGACUUAAAGUGUGAACCUCUGAUCCAUUUCCUGUGGAAAGAGAAGGGAGCCAACAUGAAGGAAAAUGUGGCAUCCACAGUGGUUUUCAUUUUGCUACUGUUUCUCAACACCAACCUUCUGAAUGGACAGUCACCUCCUGGAAAACCUGAGAUCUUUAAAUGUCGUUCUCCCGAAAAGGAAACAUUCACCUGCUGGUGGAAGCCUGGGGCAGACGGAGGAUUACCUACCAGUUACACGCUGACUUACCACAAGGAAGGAGAGACAUUCACCCAUGAAUGUCCGGACUACAAAACUGGUGGUCCCAACUCCUGCUACUUUAACAAGAAGCACACCUCCAUAUGGACGAUAUACAUCAUCACAGUAAACGCCACGAACCAGAUGGGAAGCAGUUCCUCGGAUCCACGUUACGUGGACGUGACUUACAUAGUUGAACCAGACCCUCCUGUGAACCUGACUCUGGAAUUAAAACAGCCAGAAGACAGAAAACCAUAUCUGUGGAUAAAAUGGUUUCCACCCACCCUGGUUGAUGUAAGAUCUGGUUGGCUCACACUCCAGUAUGAAAUUCGAUUAAAACCUGAGAAGGCAGCUGAGUGGGAGACUCAUUUCGCUGGGCAGCAGACUCAGUUUAAGAUUCUCAGCUUAUAUCCAGGGCAGAAAUACCUUGUUCAGGUUCACUGCAAGCCAGACCAUGGAUUCUGGAGUGAGUGGAGCCCAGAGAGCUCCAUCCCGAUACCUAAUGACUUCUCAAUGACAGAUGCAACCGUGUGGAUCUUUGUGGCCGUUCUUUCUGCUGUCAUCUGUUUGAUUAUGGUCUGGGCAGUGGCUUUGAAGGGCUACAGCAUGGUGACCUGCAUCCUCCCUCCGGUUCCUGGGCCAAAAAUAAAAGGAUUUGAUACUCACCUGCUGGAGAAGGGCAAGUCCGAGGAACUUCUGAGCGCCCUGGGAUGCCAAGACUUCCCUCCCACUUCCGACUGCGAGGACUUACUGGUGGAGUUCUUAGAGGUGGAUGACAGUGGGGACCAGCCGCUGAUGCCAGCUCACUCCAAAGAACACCCGGGGCAAGGCGUGAAGCCCACGCACUCGGAUCCCGACAGUGACUCUGGCCGGGGCAGCUGCGACAGCCCUUCCCUUUUGUCUGAAAAGUGUGAUGAACCUCGGGCCAAUCCCUCCAAGUUCCACACUCCUGAGGGCCUUGAGAAGGCAGAGAAACCUGAAACAAACGUUACCCAGCCCCAAGGCCCUCAGGGCACAAGCGUGGAAGGCAAAAUCCCCUCUUUUCAUGUCAGCGGAUCCCAAUCUUCAACGUGGCCUUUGCUGCAGCCCCCCGGCCUGCACUACUCCAGGUCAUCUUACCACAGCGUUGCUGUUGUGUGUAAGCUGGGCCUGGGCACGGCAGGUGCUGCACCCACUUUGUUGGACAAAACAGACACACGUGCUUUAAAACCCUCGCAAACCAUUGAGACUGGCGGGGAAGGAAAGGCAGCUGAGCACGGGGAGUCAGAAAGCUUCCGUUCCAAGACUGACCAAGAUGCGGCACGGCUGCUGCCGCAGGACAAGACCCCCUUGACCUCUGCUAAACCCUUGGAGUACGUGGAGAUCCACAAAGUCAGCAAAGAUGGAGCGCUGGCGCUGCUCCCGAAACAAAACGAGAACAGCGGCCGGGCGGAGAAGACCAGCACCCCUGAAACCAGCAAGGAGUACUCGAAGGUGUCCCGGGUGAUGGAUAGCAACAUCCUGGUGUUGGUGCAGGAUCGGCGAGCGCAAAACCUGGCUCCGUUUGAAGAACCAGCCAAGGAGGCCCCGCCAUCCCUGCCACAGAAUCCAGCCGCGGUAGACCUGGCCUCCUUCCCCGCGGCCCCGAGCAACUGCAGACUCCAGCUCGGUGCGCUGGAUUACCUGCAUCCCACAGGUUUUAUGCACCCCUUUCAGUGAGAGCUUGAUUCAUGGAAGGAUGGGUUAAAAUGUGAUUUUCCUUCAGGUAACACUACAGAGUACAUGAAAUGCACUCUACCAGAGAAGGCUUGAGAACGGGGUUAGAAUGGCACUACCAAACUCCCAGGUCACUCGUCUUCAUGAUCCAUUUUCAACCAGUUGCCUCUUUCUCCAACAGUUGAUUCCAGAACAAAUCGUUUAGUUUUGUGUGAUUUGUAGAGUUACGUUUUGCUAUCAGUUAUAAAAUUAUGUGUUCAAUGAAAUAAAAGCACAUUGCUUAGUGUUCUUGAGGGCCAGUGCCAAUGGGUAUAUCCCCUGGAACAGGCUUUCAUGGUCUGGUAUAUGACAGAAGGAUAUCAACUAGUCAAAACUGUUUACCACAGGAAGAUGGUAGAUAUGAGAAAAAUGCCAUGAAAACCACUUUUGAGGACCAGCUGCUUAACCUUUAGCACUCCUCUUUCAUUUUAUUAGGAUUAACCAAAUUAACACAUUUUAAAAAAAGAGUGCAUUCUAGAACACCUGACAAAUUGUUUACAUCCGUUCCUAUUACCUUAAUGACGCAUUGCCAAUAUGCAAAUAAAAAGGAUGCCUCCGAUUUUUUCUUAAAAUAGUUUGAAUUUAUUAAGCAUGGAUUCCCCCCCACCCCCGCUAAAUUGUAUUUCAUUCUGAAGUUUCUGGAGAAUAGAGUUUUAGAAAGUGAAAUUUUCUUACAUAAGAGGAAAAUGAGUUUCAUGUGGUGAAUCCUUCUAAAAUGUUUUCCUCCAUUUCAGCAUGAUAAUUUAUUACACACCCUAGUCUUCUGUUAGUGAAAAAAAAUCCCCAAAGACUAACUUUAAUUUAAAAGAUCAUCGCUAACGGAAGUACUGCCUUACUGUACAUACAAAUUCUACUUUAAUAUAAACCCGUAAGUUGAGCAAUGUAUUUUUGAAGACUAUUUUUCUAUCACUUAGGUAAGUAAAACACUGUUUUCUACCUUCCCAGUACAGCUGUUUACCUAUUCAGUGGGUACAGUAUUUUCCGUUAUGUGAUUAUAAGGAGUAUUUACAGUACAGAGUGAUAUAUGCAGUCCCUGUUUGUGGAAUAAAAUGCCACACCAAACCAAAGCCCACUGAGGAAUAUGAAGCGGAUGACAAUAUUCAGUUUCCAACACAGUGUAGUAUAGUUUAGCUGAUUCUUUUUAUCUCCAGGAUACUUUAAACAACAAUCAUAGAGCUAGAGUUUUAGGGCUCUCCACAGACCAGAAAUUACUUCUCUUGUAAUUUAGGGCUACUCCGGGGCUUCUGCUCCUCUCUGGAUGAAUAAUCAUAAAGCUACAAUGAAAAAGUAGAGUGGUAACAUCUAACGCACUGUCCAAGAGAGAGGGUUCUUGUUCUGCUUUUCUGAACAAUCUUGGACAGCAAGGACAUUUUAAGUAAAGCCAGGAGUUCGUGUCUCUCUGGAGUAGAUCCAGUAGAUCCACUUGCAAAAUUUUGGCAGGGGCAGGGAGAGCACUCACGUCAGAAGUAUCCAAAGAAAAGUUCCAAGAAACCAGGCAUCUGUGGAUUAGUGGGAACCACUACAAAGGCCAGGGUAUGGUAGUUGGAAGCCCCAAGUCAGUUCCAAGGGCAGGCUCUCCAAGAGCGGUCAAAAGCCUGGAUCUCCAUUUUAAAGAGAACAUCCAUGACUCAUCGAACUGCCUGCCUCUAUUUCCAUUUCACCUGACAGCAAAUCCAUUUCUGUAUCUGCUCACUAGCUGGAACAUAGAGAAUUUGAGCUCCCUCUGUGAGUUAAAUAUUCCAGCCCAAUAAGUCCAUGCGGAUAGGAGCUGGACUCAGAAGUGGCCUGAUGUGUGAAAGUGAACACAUUGCCAGAGCUUCCAGAAAUGCAAAAGUAAUAAAUCUGAGGCUCUAUAUUCUCCCAAUAUGCAAACAACAUGUUAAGAGUGAGGGGGCCAUUUGGGAAAGUGGUCCAAGUUUAUUCAAUCCCCUAGAUCCUUGUUACUCAAAAUAUGGUCUGACCAGCUGCAUCAGCGUCACCUGGGCGCUGCUUGGAAAUGCAGAAUCUCCACCCCACCCCCGCCUCAGAAUCUGCAUUUUGCUAGGAUCCCCAGAUGAUUCAUGUGCGCAGUGAAGUUUGAGAAGCAUUGCCCUAGACGAUCAUUUCCACUAAAGCUUAUUUUAGUGCAUGAAGCGAUCCUCUCCUGGAAAGUACAGGUUGAGUCUGUUUGACUUGCACUGAACGGUACUGUAAGAAAAAGGCAUCAUUUUUUAAAACAUAUUAGUGGUUUAGGAUUCCCAUAAUGGUAGAGAAUGACCUGAAAAAGUACACACAACUUCUAAGAGGUCCGGGAAUAUAUUCCACCUUGAGAGGCAUUGACAAAAGACUCUGCUCUUCACAGACGGUACAGACUAAACCUUUCCCAAAAAUAGUCCAAUCUCCUCCAAGAUGUAUAUCAAUCAGUCUGAUAGUAUGAAAAUUCAAAACUAGUCUGCUUUUGAUAUAUAAUUUGGCAUAUAUGGAAAAAAAUGUCAUGGCUGAAGACUCAAACUAAAUCCUUAAAAAAAACACCAGUUAGCAAGUAAAUUACUACCACUUGUUAACUAAAGCCAAGGCUAUAAGUCUAUGGUCAGUUAGCACUCUUUAAUAAACUAUGUAUUUUUCAUGGUCUAGCCUAUUUUCUGUUAAGGAAUUCCCUAGUCGAAUGAAAGUAUGCAGAUUGGGGGUCAAGAGACCCAGCUUCUAAUGCUAAUUAUGUUACCUUAGACAGAUCAACUCCCUUCUCUGGACCUCAGUUUCCUCUGAAGGAAAUGUUAGGCCGGAAAAUCUCUAAUGUCCUUUUAAACUCCGACUCCUUGAUUCCAUGAUUCACUGAAUAGUGUCCUGCAAAGAUAAUUAACCAAUGCCUUGUAUCAUAAUUAAGCUAAUAAAUAGUUACCCUUUAUCAUAGAAAUACAAGUCCUCUUCAGGGAUGUGCUCAUUUUAUUUCACUUGCAAAUCAUCAAGUCCAACUGAUCUUAACAUAUCACACAUGCAUUUUAUACAUCAUGUAGGUAUAGAAUCAUAGUCUAAGAUUAUGUACAAAUAUGCAUGUAGAGAGAAGAGGCAUGAGAUUUUUUUUUUUCAUGAGAUAUUUUUUAAAAGACGUUGAAAGAGGCUUUGAUUUUUAGAAAGAAAAACACUUUUCUUAUAUCAGGCGGCUGAUUCUGGUUUGUUUUCUUUUCUCCCAUGGAUUAUGUACCACCAUUGCACAUUUGGCUUUAAAAGCCUUAAGUUCUUAAUUAUAAAGGUCAUAUUUUUAUAAACAAACACCUAAAUAUUCACGUUACAUAGCACACGGAAAAGGGAUAGCCAAUGGAUGAUUUAUGGAAGCUUAUGACUCAAACUGCAAAAUCUCCUCUGGUCAGUUUUAGCAAAUGGGUACAAGGCACCUCAAAUGAGCACAAGUUAUAAUCAGCCAUGUCACUGACAUUUAACAGACUCUCCAUCUCCUAAGUGCCUAAGGCCAAUCCUGGUAGGCAGUUAUGUACUAAAUACUUGCUUUCACUGGUUUGGUCCAAAGCUGGUCAAUCCCUUACCAUCUGUACGAGUUGAAGGAGUUUGACUGUCCUGUAGUGACCCAACUGAACGGGAGAAUCCGAUGAACAACCAGAGGCACCUGAGCCCCAGGGUGCAGCUUGGCUAAGGAGGGUCCGUCCCCAAAUCUGCCUCUUUCUCCAGGCUGCCCACCACUGCCCAUCACUGGCAGAAAGACUUGCCGCUGCCUGUAGUAAUUUUACUAUCUCCUUAGAGUAGACAUGAAAGAAACAGAUUUGUACACAUCUUACAAAGUGCCUUUCUUUACUUUUUGUUUUUUUGAAGUUUCAUUUUCACAAGAAAAGUGUAUCGAUUAGAAAGUGAAUCUUACAUUUUAGAUAAACGAAUGAAAAAGCCAGAAACAGAAUGAAUAAACGGUCUAAGGUCCAAUCAGCAACUAUCGAGUGGAUUUUAAUUUAUUGUUUAAUUGAAUUGCCACAGAGCUGAUGUGAAUAGUGUAACUUACUUUGAUAAGAAAUUGACUCUGGCUAGGAUUUUGGAAUAAGCCUGCCACCCUGUUACUUGAGACCCUCAAUUUGAAAACAUAUUAAUGUACUUCUGAAUAGCUUGGACUUGCAUGCCAGGGCCUGAGAAGGGCAAUGCAUGCACCGUGGAAACUUGCACACAUGCAGAAAGAUGUAAAGGCCUCUGGGUUACCAUCCGCAGGGUUGCUAACGUAGAUUUGUCAUUGAUGAAUGCCUCGCGUGUACUUCAGUGAACCAAUUUCUUUUUCUCCUUUUUCAGCCCAAGCAUCAUUGUGUUGUUGCUAGGGUAGUGGGCUGAGCACUCAAUUUCUAGGUUGAGGUCAUCCUGCUGCCACUAAACAGGCUGUGUGAUCUUAGGCAAGUCCUUUAAACUCUAGCCACUAGUUUCCUCACCUGUUAAACGAGUGCAUUGGCCUAAAAUAUUUCUAAGACCCCUUCCGGCUCUAACUGUCUUUGAUGCUCAUGAUCUAAGUAAAGUCCAGGGUUUCCGUAGAAGGCCCAGGGACAGUGCAGGGAAAUGUUGCUGGUGUGGCCUUAACCUGAAGCAGUGGACAAUGUGGCUGUGACACCGCUGAAGAGAAAAACAGAUCCAUUCCUCCAAGUCAGAUCGAUUUCAGUUAGCAUCCUUGCUUCUUCUCUUCUGCUUAGCUGUCCAUCUUGUAGGCUUCUUAUGCUCUCACUCCAGGGCCUUUAUUUUUCCUGAGAGUUCAUUAUGUGCAGUAGCAACCAUAGGAUUUUCAAGAAACUAAAUUACACAUAAACGAUGACUUUGGCCUGAGUCAAAGGACUGAGUCAGAUGUUAAGUCGGCCACACAGAUAUCAAGGCCCAGAUUGAGGGUCACAAGUUACCCCAUUUAAAGGUCCUCAGGCUUAGAUAUUCUAGCCCAAUUCAUUCAUUCAAGGGCCAUUAAUAAAUCCAGCUACAUUGAUGACUCGGCCGUGGAGGUCUUAAGCAGAAACUUAAAAAUACAAAAUGAUUGCUUGAGAGCUUAUGACCUAACCAGAAGUUCUACUUAUAGUUAUGGCCUGGACUUAUUUCAUGAUCAGUAUACAUGCCCUCUGCAAAUCAAACAGGAGUUCUCUCCCUAGAUUUGUGUCUCUCAAGAAAGCGAUUUUUGGUCUGAGACCAUUACAUGGUAUCUAUUUCAAUAAAAGGAAAGUGAUAGAAAGGGUGUUUCCAAAUGUUUGGGCAGUUUAGGAUUCCACAAAAUGCCGAGAGUAGCCUGCUGAACCCAGAUUUUAUUGGACAUAGUCACUCUAUAAUCUAUUCAGUGUUCUGAGUUUAUGGCUAAGAGAUUGCACGUAACUCACAAUACCAUAUGCCCAUGACUGUUUUGUCCACAUUGAUUCCUUUGAGUUAUGCUCUGAUUUCAUGUCAGGAAGCACUGAGAUGUGUAAAGGGGAAAAACAUGUGCUGUUCACAUGGUUGUUGUCAGUGAAGAGAGAGACCCUUAGAUAAUCACAGUCUAUUAGUUAACUUUUUACCUGCUGCUGAUUAAAAAGAAAAAACACUUAACUCUAAAAACUUUAGCUUCUUAAGUAGUAAUAUCAAAAAUGAUAGUUUAAUAGUUAUGGUCAAAUUAUGUUUCACCUGGAUACACUUCAAAGUCCAGUCUGAGUUUUUUCCAUGCAAAUUUCACAAAUCCUGAGGGGGGGAAAUAUCUUGUUGUUGUGUUAUCUGAAAUUGAAAAACUAUAUGGCAAAGAUUCUCCUGAACAGCAAUUUGUUUUAUAAAAUUCCUGAUAAAAUGAUUUUGAAGUUUUAAAAGUAACUACCUCCCUUCUUGUUCUAAUAUCCUUCCUUCAAACUGCUUAUCAUUUAGAAAUGAAAGAUGUCACAUCUCCCACUUCGACUAUUUUCAGUGCCAUAGUUGUGUAUUUGCCAUGUGAUAUUCCUGACUUUAAAGUAACUGUUAUAUGAUUUUAUAUUAUAUUGCUUUAUGUGGUUCAAAAACUGUAUGACACAUUGAAAUAUAUAAUCCUCCGGUUGUGAAACUCACCAUGUAAUACAAAAGAAAAUAAUUAUUUAAUGACUUAGAAUCUAUGUAUAUGUAUUCCAGUAUGAUUGUUUCUACGUCUGGAAAACAAAACUGAAAAAAAUAUGUAAUCAUAUCUUUCUGAUGAAACCAUGAAUGUACACAUUCUUUUCUUAAUCUUUGUCUAGAAGUAGUGUAAGUUGCCCUCAUACAGCUGCUCUGGGGUAAGUGUUUAACGUACAAUCCAACAACUGUUUAAAAGUCAGCCCCCCCAGCUUUGCUUCACGUGACCUCUUAUACUUCUUGAAUGUUAUUUGCAUCAUGAGGCUUGUUCUUCUGCUUGAUCAGUCAUUUCAGACAAUUUCUGUGUCUCACAUGGAAACCGAAGCAACCUAUAGAACCGGACUGUUAGGUGAUCUGUGUCUCCUGUAAAGCCAUAUUGAAGUGAAGGCUAUGGAAUAGCAAAAGGUUCCAUAUUUUCAAAGCUACCACUACCUCUGCUUUUUCUCUCUUCCUAGAAAAUGCCAAGCAAAAUUCUUAAACAUUACAUAGGAAAUUAGAAGUGAUUGUUAUAAUAUGUUACUGGGGUUUGGUUUUGUUUUUACAUGAGAAUACACCUUCUAAUUCACCAGUCAGUAGGUUUAUGCUAGGUUUUCUCAAUAACCAUUUUUCCCUUUUAUAAAAACUGGCUGAUGAAUAAGAGCCAGAAAGAAUACAUAGUAAUUCACCAGGUAAAAAACCAACAAAACUAUAGAUGCAGAUUUUUUCCCAAUCGUAAGUCACCUCAAGGUGGUUACCCAAAGCCACGAUAGCGACAUUUCUCACAAUUUGACUUCCCUAAAGCCCCUAGAAAUAAAUCUUUUCCUUAUUUGAUUUUUUUUUUUUUUUUUUUGCCGUCACUGAUGUGGGCUCUCCCGUUGCGGAGCACAGGCUCCGGACGCGCAGGCUCAGCGGCCAUGGC